AUGGCGCAGGUAUCAGACAAGGUGCUUGCGUGGCUGUAUAGCGUUCUCCACGAAUACCGUGACCCGCAACGAACAUAUUCCGAUGCUGCGCGAUCCCUCUCUGCCUAUCCCUCACUCCAGACACGAACCGAGACAUAUACGUAUGAAAGUGGUGCAUCGGCUCUGCUGGUAAUACUCCAUGGAACCCUGCCUGUUGAUUUCAGAGGGACGACAUAUCGCUUUCCAGUGAAGCUAUGGAUCCCGCAUGCAUAUCCGUACGACGCACCUAUCGUCUACGUCGACCCGGCGAAAGAUAUGGCGGUGAGACCGGGCCAACAUGUGGGCGUGGAUGGGAGAGUCUAUCAUCCAUACCUACGGGACUGGCAGAGCAUGUGGGACAGAGCCAACGUCGCCGAGUUCCUCGAGUGCCUACAACAAGCCUUUGCCAAAGAGCCACCGGUGAUCAGUAGAGCCCAGCAACAGCAGUACCAAAGGCCCAUGGCGCAAAAUCAGCAACAGAUGCCAGGAGCUAGCCAGACACCUCCUCGGCUGCCACCUAAACCGGGAGGCAGUAAUGGCGGACCUGUUGGAACUCCAGGAGACAAUGCGCCUCCACCAGUGCCACCUAAGCCUGGCGAGGAGUACGCCGAGUCGUCCCGAAAUCCUUUGAGAGAUGGUCCACCCUUGCCACCACUACCUCAUGAGGUGGCUCCUAGACCGCACGGUAAUCCAGCUUCGCAGCCUCCCAGUGGUCAAUGGCAGUGUUUAACACCAAAUCAACACCUCACUCCGAUAAGUUCAGGCCACCAGAACGAUCGGCCUCCUGGCCCGUCGCAGCAUAUACUGCAGCAACCGACAUUUCAGCAAAGAACGAAUUACGAUCGAAGCCCUGUCUCGCCCGUGUCACCAGUUCAUGGCUACUCCGAACUACCAGAGACUAAGUACUCCCGCCCUCCACCACUCCCGCAGCCACAGGCUCAGCAGCAGAUGCAAGUUCCAUCCAUGAGUGCGCCACAUCUACAACAGCAGCAUCGCCCUCAGCAAUCAUUUCAACAGCGACAACCACAGCCAUCCCAGCCCUUCAACCACCAGAGUCAAGUACAACAUCAGCAGGCGCCCCGGAAACAGCCUGCGCCAGAUCUAUUGACGGAUCCCUUUGAGGUCGCGCUGCCGAGUUCAUCUCGACAGUCAUUACCAGCACCUCCAAUUCCCCCCAAUCCUGAGCGGGAACACCUCCUCCAUGCCAUAACAGGGACGCUUGUACAACAGACACAGCAGAAAGUUGCACAGAAUCUAGCCGCAAUCGCACCGCUGCAGGCCCAGCACAGUGCACUACGAUCUGCUUACGAACGGCUAGAAGGCGAACUACGUCAAUUGGAACAGCUCGAUCAAGCUCUCGCCAGUAACGAGGCCAUACUUCACCAAAGCAUACAGGAGUGCGAUCGUACUAUAAAGACCACGAAAUCCAAGAAACAGCCACCAAUCGACGAUGUAUUGAUAGCUCCUACCAUGGUUGCGAAUCAGCUGUGGACUCUGUGUGCAGAGGAAGCAGCCAGUAGGGAAGCCAUGUACGUGUUGCAGAAAGCUGUGGACCGAGGACGAGUCAGCGGAAAUGAUUUCGUUCGACAGAUGAGAGGCCUCGGUCGGGAGUGCUUCUUGAAGAUGGCUCUCGCUCGGAAAUGCGCCAGAGGAAUGGGACUGAAAAUGAGAUGA
This is a messenger RNA of Fulvia fulva, 1692 nucleotides long. RefSeq lists its product as uncharacterized. Gene Ontology annotation, molecular function: ubiquitin binding. The transcript has 2 exons. Lineage: Eukaryota; Fungi; Ascomycota; Dothideomycetes; Mycosphaerellales; Mycosphaerellaceae. Gene Ontology annotation, biological process: protein modification process; protein transport; endosome to lysosome transport. Bases 1 to 1692 code for a protein of 563 amino acids. Gene Ontology annotation, cellular component: ESCRT I complex. The record is from RefSeq and is a predicted model, not a curated record.